CACCCGCAUGGCUGCUGUCCACUUCACACGCUUCCACACGUUCAAAAGGUUUAUUUUGGAGAAGACUGCGCUCAACUCACCAAGCGCAAAUUGUAGAGGCACGAAUACGGGAAAUUAGACGAGAAAUCUGUUGCUUAAAGCGGACGUGCGUGUAAUACAACCGGACGUGUUUCCCCUGCUGGUGUCACCAGCAAAGACGUCCGGAACACCGUUUGCCACAAUGAUGAAGUUAGCUUCAGAUUCGUAGCUUCCGAACGACUCUUUAGGCCGGAACUUAAAGGGAUGUAGUCCGAAACCAACUUCAGCCUCGCUUUACAGUGUGUCAUGUCACCGGCCGUUACUGCAACCCAACCUAUCGUUCACCUGGGUCACCUGAAGGCUCAGCUAAGUUAGCUGUCUACGCUAACGCUUCAAGGUUCUUUGAAAACACUCGACAACAUGCUCUCUCGUAUGUUAUUGAACCUCCUCAACAACCUCCAAGUCGUUGAGAAGUUGGCAGAGUCUCGUCCGAUUCGCCGGGCGGCCCAGAUCACAGCCUACGCCAUCACCAAGGCUCAGAUAGCCGGUCGGGACGUUUCGAAGCGGGUCAUGCGGUCACAGACGCUGCGGCAGGUCCGGGACGAGGCUGGCAGAGUCCCCGGUGACCUGGGAGAGAUGGGCAGCCGCCUCAAGAGAGUCCGAGAGACAUUUGCGAACGAAGUGAAGGAGGGAUGGAAGGACGGCUCCAGACAGAUCAAGAAAUAAAGAGGACGGGCUGGCGAGAGAAUGUUCAAAAUACUGGGGACGCACUGAUGACUUUUGUGACCAGUUAUAAAUAACCUGACAACAUCUCAAGUGGUGCAAAUGACAAGUGUCGUAUACACAACCUGCCUCAGUAAUGCAACACAACAGUUGGGUGGUUAAGAUCAGUUCACAACCAAGAAUGGUGGUCGAGAGCUCCACACUGACCUGCAACCUAUGGCCAGAUACUUUAUGGGGUUAAACUAAAUAUAUAUUGUCUGUAUUCACAUCUCUAAGAAUGCAUGGUCAUCUGAAGUGUUUAUUUCAUCUUACAGAAAGCCUGUGGAAAACUAGGAACUGUCUUGUAAAUUGGUAGAAGUGGAAGUUUAAAAUGGUAAGGUUAAGUGCACUUUUCUUAAGUAAAUUGAUGAUUCAAUGUAGACAGACCCUCAGUACUGAUAUCUAUCUAUGACAUCUUCACUUAAGUCUGUGAUCCAAAACCACGUACUGUUAUUUCUACAAAUGAUCUUCUGUUUUUUUCUUCCGUUUCCCCUCACAAUGUGCGGUACAACGCCUAUCACCGCCUGAAAAGCUUUUAUGGAUCUUUAAGAGGGUGUCUUGGGAAAUAAUUUUAUCGGUCAAAAAUGUACAUAUAAAGUAAGAUGUGAUGAUGAUGAUAUGUAUGGACAAUUAAUUCAGCAUUUGGUUCUGACCGUAUAAAUAAAGAUUAUAAUUUACAACAGCA
Anarrhichthys ocellatus (wolf-eel) is the source of this 1465-nucleotide messenger RNA. RefSeq names its product protein NCBP2AS2 (gene ncbp2as2). The coding region runs from base 439 to 744 and encodes 101 amino acids. NCBI's taxonomy places the organism in Eukaryota, Metazoa, Chordata, Actinopteri, Perciformes, Anarhichadidae. The record is from RefSeq and is a predicted model, not a curated record. The transcript is spliced from 2 exons.